AUGUAUGGCCUCCUACUCCCCCUACUCUUCUAUCCCGCGCAAGUCCUAUCAGCGCAGGGCUCCAAUUUCGAUGUCUCCCGUACAACAGCCGGAAAGUUCUUGUGCGGAAAAGAGUGUUACGAAAUCCUUGAACAGACAAACAAGGCCGACCUCGAGAUCACGGGAGCCGACUUCGACCAGAGCUUCUACAAUGUCGGCAAAAAGUUCGCCGGAUCCAAGCCCGGCGAUCUCCUGAAGCUGAAGCCCGUGGACCCGACAACCAUGACAUCCAUCUCCGGCGUAUCCGUCUACAAGAUCCAAUACACAUCCCAGGACCUCGACGGCUCCCCGGUCCCCGUUUCCGGCUACAUCGCGAUGCCCUUCUCCCUCCCAAAAUCCGGAGCCUUCCCGAUGAUCGCCUUCGCCCACGGCACCAUCGGCAUCUACCCCGGCUGCGCGGUAUCCAACAGCCCCAACCUCUUCGAGUACGCCGACAGCUGGAGCGCCCUCAGCAAGCGGGGCUACGCCGUCGUCGCCACCGACUACGCCGGCCUAGGCGUCAACGGCACCGAGCACAAAUACCUCACCCUCAACGCGCACGCCGCCGACGUCUUCCACUCGGUGACGGCGGCGCGCCAAGCCUUCGGCGACGUCCUGUCGAAAGAAUGGCUCUCGGUCGGGCACUCGCAAGGCGGCGGCGCGGCGUGGAAGCUCGGCGAGGACAUCGAGAAGCUCGCGGCCGAGCAUGGCAGCGGCUCAUGCGAGGCUGCGAACUACAUCGGGACCGUCGCCGUCAGCCCCGCGACCAAGGUGUACGACUUCUGGAUGUACUUCACGUCGCAGGUGAUGACGAGGCCGGAUUUCCACCGAUACUCGCUCGUGGGGCUGGCGCCGCUGGCGGCCGUGUCGGCGAAGCGCGUUUUCCCCAAGUUCGGCUACAGCAUUUUUGGCAAGGUCAUGAGGACGCGGCUUGGCCUUGCUGAUCGCGCGCAGACGUGCGCGGCGGGCACGGCGGGCUUGACGCUGGAUCUGCCCGCCGAGGAGAUUGUGGCGCCUGCGAGGGCGUGGUCGGCCGAGGACAUGUCGAUCUUGAAGCGGUGGCAGGAGAUGAGCGCGCCGGCGAAUGGUGGGAGGUCGAAGAGGCCGAUUCUCAUUGUUCAGGGCCUCAAUGACACGGCUGUUCCGGCGCCGCUGACCAUCAGCGCUUUCAAUGCUGCGUGUGGGUAUGGAAACGAGAUCAAGAUGCUGCUCUAUCCUAAGCAGGAUCAUUCCGGUGUGUUGGAGGCAGCGGCGCCGGAGUGGCUGAGGUGGAUCGAUGAGCGCUUCGCUGGUAAGGCGACCUCUGGGAGUUGCAAGAAGAUUACGAAGAAGCCGUUCGAUUACGAAUUUGUCAGAGCAGCACCAGAGCUCGAUAUCACGGGGUUGGGCCUCUAA
This is a messenger RNA of Diplodia corticola, 1413 nucleotides long. RefSeq names its product secretory lipase. Gene Ontology annotation, biological process: lipid catabolic process. NCBI's taxonomy places the organism in Eukaryota, Fungi, Ascomycota, Dothideomycetes, Botryosphaeriales, Botryosphaeriaceae. Bases 1 to 1413 code for a protein of 470 amino acids. Gene Ontology annotation, molecular function: triacylglycerol lipase activity. The transcript has a single exon. The record is from RefSeq and is a predicted model, not a curated record.